AUGUCUGAACGAGAUUCCACUAAGCUGCUGGCUUUAUUCUUCUGUUUCGCUUCCUUUGCAUCUGUCGCUGGUGGAGAUAGCGAAGCACAAGCUCUGUUGAAGUGGAGGGAUAGCUUUAACGACCAAAGUCAAGCUACCUUGUCGUCUUGGAAGAAUGAUACUAACCCGUGCAGAGAGUUGUGGAGGGGAAUUUCUUGUGAUGAAUCCAUGUCUGUGAUCAACAUAAGUCUCUCAAAUCUUAGCCUUCAAGGUACACUUUCCACUCUAAACUUUGCUGCCUUUCCUAGUCUCCUCAGCUUCGACAUACGUUACAACCAAUUUCAUGGAUACAUUCCCCACCAAAUUGGUAAAUUGUCCCGUAUUUUGAUGUUGAGUUUGUCAGAUAAUCGAAUUAGGGGUCCCAUCCCUCCUGAAAUCUGGAAUCUCACCGCUCUAAAUCAUCUUGAUCUUAGUGCAUGUAAUCUCACAGGACAAAUUACCCAUGAAAUUGGGAAUUUGAGGAAUUUGAAUUUCCUCUGGCUUGGAGAAAAUUCUCUUUCCGGUCCCAUUCCUGAAGAGAUUGGAAUGUUGAGCAAUCUUUUGGAUCUUCGCUUGCAUAGCAACUCUUUGCUAGGGGGAAUCCCACCAUCAAUCGGAAACUUGACCAAGUUGCAAAUACUUUUUCUUUAUGAGAACUAUCUCACAGGUCCCAUUCCUGCUGAAUUCUGGAAACUGAAUUCUCUCGUUGACAUUGGAUUUCGUUAUAAUAAAUUUUCUGGGCCAAUCUCUCCCUCGAUAGGAAACCUAACAAAUCUCAAAUAUUUGUCCCUUUCUAAUAACAGAUUUGUUGGCUCAAUUCCUUCAUCCAUCGGCAACUUGAUCAAUUUACAUGAUUUCCACGUUCGAAACAAUAGUCUUUCAGGAUUUAUUCCUUCCACUAUAGGAAAUAUGACAAAACUUAACCUCCUAUUCAUGUCUGACAACAAUUUUAGUGGUCAACUUCCACGAGAAAUGAAUAACUUGACAAGUUGUCGGAACAUACAACUGGUUAAUAAUCAUUUCAGUGGUCCUUUGCCACAAAAAAUUUGUCAAAGUAGGAUGUUAGUUGCCCUCGCUGUAAAUGGUAAUCAUUUUAGUGGCCCUAUUCCAUCAAGUUUGAAGGAUUGUUCGAGUCUACAAAGACUCAGGUUUGAUAAUAACCAAAUGGUGGAUAAUAUAACAGAUGCUUUUGGAGUAUAUCCUAAUUUGUACUACAUAGAUCUUAGUGGCAAUCAAUUGUAUGGACACCUUUCAUCUAGGUGGGGGGAGUGUCAAAGCCUCACACAAAUGAUUAUUCACAGUAAUAACCUUUCUGGUGAUAUACCACCAAAACUUGGAGAGGCAACUAAGCUUGGUUUACUUAACUUGUCUUCAAAUCAUCUGUCUGGACAAAUCCCAAAAGAACUAGAAAAGUUGAUCAUGUUGCAAGAACUCUCAUUGAGCCACAAUAACUUGUCUGGUAAUGUCCCCUCAAAUAUAAGGUCACUUACUCAACUUCAAAAAUUAGAGUUGGCAGCAAAUAAUUUCAGUGGCUCAAUCACAAGAGAGCUUGGGGAAUUAAAAAGCUUAAGAGCCUUGAAUUUGAGCAAAAACAAAUUUGAUGAAAGCAUUCCUUAUGAGUUUGGUGAACUCCAAGCCCUUGAACAACUUGAUCUUAGUGACAAUUUGCUGAUUGGAACAUUACCAUCAAGGCUUGGAAUGUUACCCAACUUGCAAAAGGCCCUGUUCCAAAUAGACCAGCCUUUCACAACUUUGAUGGAUUGA
Neltuma alba is the source of this 1782-nucleotide messenger RNA. Its product is annotated as MDIS1-interacting receptor like kinase 2-like. The transcript is spliced from 2 exons. NCBI's taxonomy places the organism in Eukaryota, Viridiplantae, Streptophyta, Magnoliopsida, Fabales, Fabaceae. Gene Ontology annotation, molecular function: receptor serine/threonine kinase binding. The coding region runs from base 1 to 1782 and encodes 593 amino acids. The record is from RefSeq and is a predicted model, not a curated record.